GACGAAACGUAUUAAAACGUAUUUCGAAUGCGAAUCGAAUUGAGUGUAUCCGAUUUGAAUGCUGGAAAAUCGAAUAGAAUAAUUUAUUCAACGGCUAAGCUAUAAUUUUUACGCGAAUAAUUUGGAAAAAAUAAAGAAAUGGACACACCUAAACACGAAUUUACCGAAGCAAACGAUGGUCAAAGUGUGAUUCCUCUUCAGGAUGCGAGAGGAGCCGUACUGGAAGACAUCGAUCCCUCGACCGCGGGGACAUUCUGCAUGAUCUCCCAUAAAUUUGGAAAAGAUUAUGUCUACAGAUUCAACGAAGAGAAAUCGCUAUAUCUGUUUGGACCCACCAAUUGGAUUAGAAGAAUCGCCUGCUAUAUCGUAACUCACAAGUUUUUCGAUAGAUUCAUUAUCGUAACCGUUAUUUUUAAUUGCAUUUUAUUGGCGCACAAGUCCGAUUACAAUUUGGAUUAUUUAUUUGUCUCGAUUUAUAUUCUUGAAUUAAUGCUGUAUUGCAUCGCUCGCGGAUUUGUCGUAGGAAAUUUUACUUACUUAAGAUCCCCGUGGAGAUGGUUCGAUUUUAUUAUGGUUGUAAUGAAUACUGUUACAUUCGGCUUGAACGUCUUCGACUAUCAAAAUGAAUAUAUGAAUGAAAUAAGAUCGCUGAAAGCAAUUAUAAUUCUGAAGAUAAUUUCCAUUAUAUCGGGUCUUCGCACAAUCGCCAUCGGAAUGCUACGAUCUAUUAGAGCUAUGGCUGGCAUCACGUUGCUUACAAUCCUUUUCGUAAUAACUACUAGUCUUGUAGCGAAAGAGUUGUUUAUGGGAGUCCUUUUACAAAAAUGCGUUUCCGACAACAUUCCGUUCACUCUGUCUAACAUUCAAAACAAAUCGUAUUGGUUGUCGGACGACGAGGGACAGCCUAUCAGUUGUGGAAAUAUAACGGGAUCUAGACACUGUCCUCGUGGUUAUAAGUGCCUGAAAGACUCUGGUAUAAAUCAAGCAGAUUACGUACUGCAUUUCGAUACCUUCCUUUCCUCUGUGUUUUGUGUAUUUAGCAUCAUUACGCUAGAUGACUGGGAAAAAAUUUACAAAAGUAUCUUUUACACGGCGGGCUCAUUCAGUAUUUUCUUUUUCGCUCCACUCAUAUUUUUUGGAACUUAUUUCCUUUUGAAUAUUAUGCUGGCUAUUGUAGCCAGUUCGUAUCAAGAUAUUUUGGAAGAAGAAAGAGAAGAUUCCGAAAUUAAAGGAAACGUAGAAUACUUUCGGGAAGCGGAACAGUUUGCCUUUAAUCUUAAUAAUGUUCAACUAGUAAAAUAUACCAAAGCUCCUAAAGAAUAUUUACAAAAGAGGUGUCCAACGGUUACCGUAGACGUUCGUCAACAUUCGUCUGAAAAUAAGUUGGAAGAGACGAUCGAUUACGAGCAGUCGUCGGUAGAAUACGAGGUGCUUGAGAAAUUGAGUUUUUGGAGACAAGUACGAAUGAAAUGUUACUCUUUCAUUCAUAGUCCGGUGACGGAGACGUUCAGAUUCUUUACUAUAGUAAUGGGAACACUACUACUGGCUUGCGAACACUACGGAAUGUCUGAAACAUUUCAUCGUUUUCUGAUACACUGAAACCAGGCACUGACUUGCAUCGCUACUUUAGAUCUAUUUUUAACUAUUAUUGUGUACGAAGGCGGAUUUGCCAACGACGGCUGGAGAGUUUUUGAUGGAAUAGUCGUAGUAUUUAGUAAUAUAGAAAUGUUCAUAUCGACGUUUCUUAAGUUAAGUGUUUUUAAAUCUCUACACUUGAUCCGUUUAAUGAAGUUAUCGCAGUCGUUAACGGUGAUGAAAAAAAUAGUAACUGUCAUUAGCCAUUCAUUCUUAUCAUUAGCGGGAUUGUCGUUUAUCCUCUUUUUUGUUAUGUACAUUUUUGCCGUCAUCGGUACCGGUUGGUUGAAAAAGGAAUUCGAACAACACAAACAAUUUUAUAUCGAUCGAUGGACAUUUCUCGAUUUGUUCCAUUCCUUAUUGGCUAUUUUUAAAAUAUUACUCGGCGAAUGGACCGAUAGUAUGUACGACUGCAUUACCGUAAUGACAGAAAGAAAAUUAAUUUGUGCCACGCUAAUAAUUUCGUGCUUUGUCAUCGGAUAUUUUGUCAUUCUUAAUCUUUUUAUGGCUGUGCUAUUGGGUGGAUUCAAGAUAGAGACAUUCAAAGACACGCAGGAUGAAGAUACAGAAAAUACAAGACAAGUGGUGAAAUACCUGAAACAAAAACUGAAAAGAUUUUCGUUUUGGAGAAAGGAUAAACGUCGAUCGCAACGAAGAACGAACUUUGGAAUUUCGGAUAAAAGUAUACUCGAAAAACAAAUAAGUGAAAUGUAUUCUUUCUGUCCUCGGAUAAUUCGAAAUAUUUCGAGAGGACUUCAUCUUAAGACAAAGUCAAUAACUGAAAGUAAAUGUUUUGAAAUUCUGAGUCUGAUUACCAUCGUCGUCAGCAUAAUUCCCAUAUGCUUUCCUCUUUCGUCUUUAGAAGCAGAUCCAAAACUCUCACACACCGUAGAAACGACAAAUAACUGUUUUACCGUACUUUUUAUCGUAGAAACAAUGAUGAGAAUAUUUGCUCUGGACACGUGCAUUUCGGGUUUUCUACUUUUUGAUUUUUGUAUAAUGUUACUUUGCAUCGUAAGCGUGUUUUUCAGAAGAAUAUUUGGAAUUCGACUCGUCACGGUUCGUGUAUUUCGUCUGCUGAGAAUUUUGAAAUCUAUUCAGCGUAUCACUCAAUGGACAAAACUGCAAAUCAUUACAAAAGCGGUUCUUUUAUCGGUCGGAUCCGUAUUUAAAGUUCUCUUAAUCUGCCUUUACAUAUGGUUAACAUUCGCCAUUCUAGGAGUACAAAUAUUUUCAGGAAAAUUUCAGUAUUGCGCGGACGACGACAAAAAUAAACUCAUGUCUGAUGUUAUAGACAAACGAACGGAUUGCGACGAGAAAAACUUCACGUGGCUAACACCAAAAAUUAAUUUCGAUCAUAUUGGGAUGAGUUACCUAACGCUUUUACACGUUGCUUACUCGGAAAGAUGGAAGGAAAUCAUCGAAUCCGGUGUAGACUCGAACGGAAUCGAUAAACAGCCACACANAUAAUU
Messenger RNA from Centruroides sculpturatus (bark scorpion), 3107 nucleotides. RefSeq names its product sodium channel protein 60E-like. Gene Ontology annotation, cellular component: plasma membrane; voltage-gated sodium channel complex. The transcript has a single exon. NCBI's taxonomy places the organism in Eukaryota, Metazoa, Arthropoda, Arachnida, Scorpiones, Buthidae. Gene Ontology annotation, molecular function: voltage-gated sodium channel activity. Gene Ontology annotation, biological process: sodium ion transmembrane transport; membrane depolarization during action potential; neuronal action potential. The record is from RefSeq and is a predicted model, not a curated record.